Molecule: messenger RNA, 3237 nt
Organism: Zootoca vivipara (common lizard)
Lineage: Eukaryota; Metazoa; Chordata; Lepidosauria; Squamata; Lacertidae
Gene: LHFPL6
Product: LHFPL tetraspan subfamily member 6
Cellular component (GO): membrane
Source: RefSeq, a predicted model, not a curated record
GCCCACGCCUCUUAGAGCCCAGCCCGGCGACGGCAGCGAAAGCAGCAUCGCUGGUGGAGCGGGGGGGGGGGGAACGACGACGGCACCGCUUCCUCCACCUCCUCGGGUACCCAGAAAGGCCGCACUUGGCAGCGUCCAUGUGGGCCCGUGUUGGGGACGACAGCUAACACAGGGCAGAACGCAUUGAGAAGAGUGAGAAAACUUUCCACCGCACUAAGAAGGUGACCCUGGAUGAUAAAAGAACCAAAUACAAUGGCUGUUCCGGAAGAUUCUAUUGGACCACGACGUUACCGAGACUAGAGGCCUUUGGGUUACUCGUGCAAAUGUCGCCCUAACCCUCACGGCGCACAGCAAAAUUGUGUCCCUGGCCUCCUUUUUUUUUUACACGGGGGGAGAGCUAUGACUGGGAAAAUGGCAUCUAGCCUCACUUGUACAGGGGUCGUAUGGGCGUUUUUCUCCUUCCUAUGCGCCGGGGUUUCCUGCGUUGGCUUCUUCAUGCCUUACUGGCUGCUGGGCUCUCAGCUGGAGAAAUCGGUGUCCUUCGGCACUUUCCGAAGAUGCUCCUAUCCAGUACGAGACGAGAACCUCCAGAUCACGGUGAUGGUGGAACAGUGUGGACGCUAUGCAUCCUUCCAGGCCAUCCCAAGCGUGGAGUGGAGGAUCUGCACUGUGGUGACAGGUCUGGGCUGCGGUCUCCUCCUCCUGGUGGCCCUUACGGCACUCAUGGGAUGCUGUGUGUCGGAGCUUAUCUCCAGGACUGUGGGCAGGGUGGCUGGAGGACUCCAGUUCUUGGGUGGCUUGUUAAUUGGUUCUGGCUGUGCUCUUUAUCCUCUGGGCUGGGACAGUGAAGAAGUCCGGCAGACCUGUGGUUACCUUUCCAACCAGUUUGAGCUGGGCACCUGUGAAAUUGGCUGGGCUUACUAUUGUACUGGAGGAGGAGCUGCUGCUGCGAUGUUGAUCUGCACUUGGCUGGCCUGCUUCUCUGGCAAGAAGCAGAAACAGUACCCUUACUGAGGCCAGAAAGACCCAGCACUAAGAGAACCAGUUUAGGGAUUUGGAGUGUGGGGGUGGGGCGAGAGAAAGGAAAAUAAAUGUGCAUGUAAGCCUUUCUUGGAAAGGAGCAUUUUUUCUUCACUGUAGCCAGAUCAAUACAAACAAGAGUCAGUGACGUUUGACACUGAUUGAACAGUGGGGUUCUCUGUAACUUAGGGGUAUAAACCAGGAAUUUCAUGGAGCUUAUGCUCUUAACCACUUUAUUCCUAGCCUAUUGUGGUGUAGUAGAAAAUGCAGGAAGUAUUCACUUUCUUGUGUGUAGGGAGGAGGAAAUUAAGGGUUUUUAAGCAGUGCUUCAGUUGAAAGGGUUUAAAAAAACAACAUGCUGGAAGACAAGGAUGUAGCCUUAUAAAACAUUAUUUAACAUGACAGGGGAUUGGACAUAAAGGGGGCAUUUCUUCACGGUUUUGUUACUCUCACGGUGUGAGUAACCAGAUUUCUCUGACGUGAUCAGCCACGUCGGCCCACAGCUACAGCACCUGCCUUGUGUGUGGAUGGCAUCAAUUUUGAGGCCUUAAAAGUAUUAGCCAAUCUGAUGCGGAGUUUAAUUUUGUGAACUUAACUAUGAAACUUGUUACGUGAAUCCUGUAAAGCACAUCUGCCUACUUUUGCACAGACACUUUUUCCUUCACACGGCACCUAACUGCAGAUUAUGUGGAGAUUUUUUUUUGCCAUGUACCAGGCUCCAACCAAUUGGACUCCUUUGCCUGCCUGCGUACCAUCCAGCAGUUUGUAGUAGUAGCUCACUGUGGAAGGCUCUGAUACUCAGGCAAAGCAGCCAAGGGGUUUUCAUCGAUAUAUAUAUAUAUAUAUAUAUAUAUAUAUAUAUAUAUAUAUAUAUAUAGCACAGAGAUCCACAUCAAGUCAUUUCUCUCCUUUCACAAAUGCACAUGCUAACUCGCCGUUUUACUUUCAUAUAACCUGCAGAAAUACGGCCAAAGUACACAUUGCACAUACGUUUUUACAGGUAUUUUGUGUGUAAUGAGAGUCUUUUUUGGCAUUGCGGGUGGGGAGAACUGAGCAUAGUUUCAUCCCACCAUCACAAUUCCAUGAUGCAAAAAAGGGGGUGUUACUCUGUUAUUGCAGACAUUUUAUAAAGUGUACAUUCACACACAGUAUCACACCUAUGCAACAAAGGUUUCUCUUCAUUCACAGAUGGAAAUGCUCACAGAUUGCCUGUUCAGCCCCCUCUUCCUCCAUGUUAAUUCAUGCACACAUACCUCAAAGCACAGCACAUAUACAUCCACUGACCCCAUUUAUAUACCGUACACUUCCUCUUCGGGCAUGCUUUUUUACGCUCUCGUCCUCUUGAUUCAUUACAUUCACUCCCUAGAGAAGCGAUGAAGACCAGUAUGUCCGCUCCUGCUUCUCCUUCUUCCGCUGCGUGGCUUCAGAUGUUCACCAAAAGUAGCAACAAAGGAAAUGCAAGCGACUUGCUUCCGCUCUAGUAGUUUUCAUGUGAAAGGGAGAUGCGGGCAUUGCCUGCUGCAAGGUCUGCAUUCUCCUUGGCACAGAGUGUGCGGCUCAAUGUCGCACAAGACCAAGAAAUAGCAACAGAGGACAAGUCCUUCUUUGUUUACUUGGAUAAUUUUAUUUGUUUCGAGACCACUACUUUUCUUACUGCUUCGGGCAAUGAGCCGCUCACACAAAAUCACUGUGGAGCAGAGCAAGUUAAUACUCCUUGCACUUCUGUUUUGUUUUGCUCUGCUCUAGAUCAUAUGAAUUUCAGUAUUAUACCAUGUUUUAAACUAAAACAUAAACCCUAAUGGACUAAAGGGCCAUUUUUUUCAGUAUUUUAUAUAAUCUGUGUACACGUGUUCUCAUGUUUUAAUGGCCUUUUCAGACCUAUAUACAUUUUAUUAACCUCAAUGUUUUUCAAGUUUCUUACCAAAAUGCAAUAUUUUACUCAGCAUAUGUAGCCUUUUAGAUAGGGACGUUCUAUGAAGGGCAGGAAGGAGACAGUUCUGUCCAAUGAGAAUUGUGGGUGUGGCACAGUAGUAUAUUAUGACUUAUGCAAGAGCAAUGACAAACAUCUUCCAACUUUUGUUACUAAUAGCUAGGUACUUAUUGAUGUAUUGUGCUGUAUUGUUUAUUUUAAUAUUCAUCUUUGUAAUAUAAUAUAAAAUGUACGAUAUCGUUUGUAUUUUAGAAUCUGUAAAUAAAUGUCUUCUCUAUGAUACUUCA